This is a messenger RNA of Nasonia vitripennis (jewel wasp), 3784 nucleotides long. Its product is annotated as ABC transporter G family member 20. The transcript is spliced from 15 exons. Gene Ontology annotation, molecular function: ABC-type transporter activity; ATP hydrolysis activity; ATP binding. The coding region runs from base 437 to 2587 and encodes 716 amino acids. Lineage: Eukaryota; Metazoa; Arthropoda; Insecta; Hymenoptera; Pteromalidae. Gene Ontology annotation, cellular component: membrane. The record is from RefSeq and is a predicted model, not a curated record.
CUUCUCACUCGGCCAGUGUACGUGUACUCGUCUGCUCGUCGUAGGCCCUCCGUUAUAGUCUUCCUCGCUCUUAAUUUUUUUCCUUGUGUCUUCUACAACUCUCGCGUUUUUAAAUCGACCUCCUACAGAACGUAAUAAUUUAUACAAACGCGUGGCGCUAUAAGCCGAGUGUCGAGGUAAGCACAGAGAGGAGGAGAAAGAAAUCCCAUCGCGGAAGUGCGCCGCGCGGAAUUCGUGUCGCGCGGCGACGAUGAGAAGAUUUGCGGUAUCGACGCUAACGACGCCGACUUCUGGGCCUGACUUCUGAGCCGUGCAACAGAGAUAUUACAAGUACACAGGCUGUAUACGGAGCAUUGGAUUCGGCCGCUUUUCCGCUGAGAGGAUCGAGGAAAUAGAACAUACAUUCCCGGCUGAGGUGGAUCCAGGGCUCAGCAGUAUGCAGCAGGACGCGAUAAUCGUGAGGUUCGCGCGCAAGCGCUACGCCAAGGGCCAGCCGCCGAUUCUCGACGGACUCAACAUGACCGUACCACGAGGCUGCAUUUACGGGCUACUGGGAGCGAGCGGCUGCGGCAAGACGACCCUGCUGUCGUGUGUGGUAGGCGUGAAAAAGCUGGACAGCGGCGAUAUCUGGGUUCUGGGCGGUAAGCCCGGAAAGCAAGAUUCCGGCAUACCAGGCCCUCGAGUCGGAUACAUGCCACAAGAGAUCUCGCUCGUCCAGGAGUUUACCGUCCUCGGGGCGCUUUAUUAUUUCGGCAGGAUCAACGGCCUCGAGGACAGCGAUAUCGACGAGAGGUACGGCUUCUUCUCGGAGCUGCUGAGUCUGCCGCCGAAGGACCGUCUGGUGAAGCACAUGAGCGGCGGCCAACAGCGUCGUGUCUCCUUCGCAGCUGCCCUUAUACACAAGCCGGAGCUGCUUAUCCUCGACGAGCCGACCGUCGGACUGGAUCCGAUUCUGAGGGAGAAUAUCUGGAACUUCCUCGUAAAAAUCACGAAGGAGGAGGGCACGGCCGUCGUCAUCACGACGCACUACAUCGAGGAGACGAGGAUGGCCAACAGGAUUGGCCUGCUGAGGUGCGGCCAGCUCUUGGCGGAGACCUCACCCACGGCGCUACUGAACAAGUUCCAGUGCCAGUCUCUGGAGGAGGCGUUUUUAAUACUCAGCCAGAAGCAGAAGGACAACCAGGACAAAGGCGUGCUGAACAGCGCCGACAGCGAGGUGAUCGAGGACUUGGACGAAGUCGCGACACACUCGGUGCCCGUCUCUCAGAACAACCUUCGUAGUAGCACCGAGUGCAUAAUGAGCAGCGAGAAGCAGCUGCUGGACAGCCAGUACAACGAGAAGAGACGCACGCCUAUCUUCGGUAAAAUCUUCAGGGCGCUGAUGACGAAGAACAUCCUCCAGUUCUUGAGGCAUCCGGGGGGCAUUCUCUUCGCCUUCGUAUUUCCGCUGGUGCAAGUGACGCUAUUCUUCUACGCGAUUGGCCGCGAUCCCAAAGGCAUCGUCGUGGCGAUCGUUAACGACGAGGCGGGCCACUGCGAUCACGGCAACAUCAUCGGCUCGGUUAUCCACAAUCCAGACGAGGGCACCUGCGACUACGUCGAUAUCAGCUGUCGAUUUCUCAACGGAUUUAAUUCCAGUAUUAUGGAAAAGGAAUUCUAUAGUUCGCGAGAAGACGCCAAACUGGCUGUGGAAUCGGGAAGAGCCGCCGGCACUAUGUUCUUCUCGCGGAAUUUCUCGCGCGCUCUGCAGAGCCGACGCGACAACGUGGAUUCCGCGAGCAACGCCGACAUUGUCGCAGGCGAGAUAGACACCGUUCUGGAUAUAGGCGCAAAUCGGCAGAUCGGACUGUUCCUGCAGAAGAAGCUGUUCGAGAAGUUCAUCGAGGUGCACGGGGAGAUCGUGUCGACGUGCAACAUCCCGAGGAAGUUCGCCGAUACGCCGGUUUACUUCGAAGAGCCGAUCUUUGGACGCCUGGACGGCAAGUACUCGGAGUUCGUGGCGCCAGGAUUCAUCCUCACAAUCAUCUUCUUCUUAUCGACGGCAGUCUCCUCCUCGAUAAUCAUCGCCGACCGAGCCGAGGGCGUCUGGGACCGCAGCCUCGUACAAGGCGUCACGACGGCGCAGAUCCUCUUCUCGCACAUCCUGACGCAGGUGGUGAUGAUAAUAAUCCAAGUGACGGUGGUCAUGUGCAUCAGCUUCGUGCACUUCCAGCUGCCGUGUAAGGGCUCGCUCGUCACCGUCACCGCGAUGGUUCUGCUCACGGGAAUAUGCGGCAUGUGCUACGGUUUCCUCAUCUCCGUGCUGUGCAACAGCCACACGGUGGCCAACUUCGUGUCGACCGGCAGCUUCUAUCCGAUUAUUCUGCUGUGCGGCGCAAUCUGGCCAGCGGAGGGCAUGCCGACGGUCCUGCGUUGGGUGAGCUUUGCGAUGCCGACGACGAUACCGAGCUUCUCGCUUCGUGGAAUCCUCGAGAAGGGCUACGCAGUCGCCGAGCCCGAAGUCUACACCGGCUUCCUCAUCGUCUUUGGCUGGACGUCCGCCUUCGUAAUCUGCUGUCUGAUCGGUCUCAGAGGCAAGACUGUGUAGAUACCGAAUUUUCAAACUGUCGCCCCACGAAUGCCGAUCUCGGCUGGGCUUUCUUUGCGCAAGUGUCAAAGAGAAGCUUCGCACUUUAGGGAGAGAGGAGAGUUCAGGGCUGUUAUGGCGAUGUUACAUACGGGCUGUCCGCGAGUUCGCCGCUCGAAGAUACGUAUAGAAAAAAUUUAAGCGAAACGUGUAUAAAGAGAAAUCGGUUUUCUCGUCGAUUUUUGCCAUAACCGAACGACGCCUCGCGCGCACUGUAUUAUCAUGUGAGCUAGACGUUAUCGUGCAGGUUUGCUCGUUUUUACUCUCGUGUUUUUACUCGAUCAAUAAGAAUCUAACGACUACCGUAUCGACAAUAGCAGUAUUAGAUUUUUUUCUUCGGUGUUCUUUUUAAUCGCGCGUCGUUCGGCCGCCGGCGAGGAACUUUUUUAACGAUCGCCGAGACUCGACGAGAAAACCGAUCGCGCACUGAUAUUGACGCUCUUGCCAAUAAUCUUCGAAGUCUCGCGAUAACUAUUAAUUAAACAGGGUUCUUGCGUUGUAAGAUAUUUUUAUAAGAUUUUUUUAGCCUCCUCGAGGUGCUGGUAGAUUGAUUUUUUCUUUUCCAUUCGUUAUCUCCCUUAGUCGAGAUAUAGUAGGUCUUAUUUAACUGGACAUCUUCACACUGGAUGUUGUUAUAUUUUUUUUUUUAUAUGGAUAAGAAGAUGAAAAUUCGACAAAACUUUAUUUUUCGUUGUGUAUAAUUCAGGUAGUAAUAAUUUUAGUUUUAAGUUUAACGCAAACUUCUUUUUUUGUAUAAUUCGUAUAGUCGUUAAUUAUUUUAUUUUUUAAAUCUACACUUUCCGUUAGUCUCUUUUGUUGAUUUUUAUCUGAGGAAUCCUAGAUGGUUGUAAGGAGAAAAAUUACUUUCUUGCUCGGACGCAUCUCUAGUCAGAAAACAGAAUAAAAGGAAGGUAGCAUCAGUUUGAUUUUUUUUAAACGCAAAGGGAAUACGAGUCCUUGUAUAUGUAUACGAAGUCUUUAUUCCUAGACGCGCAGUGGCAGACAAUUUUUUUACCCUAUAGAAAUAUAUGCGAGAGGUUGAGUAUAAUCCGAAGCGAAGUCGACUGUAAAUCGUCGUCGUUGCGUUUUAUAAACUUAAAAAUAUGUAAAUAACUUAUUUAUAAACAUAGUGAAUUCAAUAAACAUAUUUUUAGCGAA